Messenger RNA from Brenthis ino (lesser marbled fritillary), 3381 nucleotides. NCBI's taxonomy places the organism in Eukaryota, Metazoa, Arthropoda, Insecta, Lepidoptera, Nymphalidae. The record is from the annotation of a GenBank genome assembly.
AUGAUUAAUGGAAAUGUGCAAACAUCUAGCAAUGAGGAGAGCAGCAGCAGCACACCGUCAAAUAAUAAUGGGGCCAAAAAGACAUUGUUCGUCUUGAAGAAAAGAAUGUUUUCAUCACCAAUUCAGAGGGCAAGUGACAUAAUAAUAUCCAGAAAUAUAUCAGAUAGCAAGGAACCCGUGGAAAAUACUGAAAUAAUAAGGCUAAGGCCUGUUGCGAAUACAAAUAUAGUGGAUAGCACAAUACAGCAAGAUCCAGAAACUAAUUGUUCUAGUGCCAACGACGAAAUUCUAUCGAGCUUCAAUCAUUUCUCCGCCGAAAUUUCUAGAAUAUCUGAACACCGAGUGAUAAAAGAGGAUGUGGACGUAAGUCAACUGUCAAAUAAUGAAAUUGACGAGUGUGGAACAAUGUACAGCGACUUAUUAGAGACAAUAAGUGACGUUUUUCUUAAUUUGCCAAAGCAUUUAAUAAAAACACAGCCAGGAUUCAAUGACUCGAUAUACACAAAAAGCAAAGCGGUUGUGGAAAAAUUGAAAAAAAUAACGAAAUAUCGUACCAUAAAAUUAAAUGCCCAACAUAAUGGUCCAAGGACGAUUUAUUCAGAGCCUUCAGUCGAAAGGUCUGUUUUAUUAGAGAACUCUUUACCAUCAUCUUCUGGCUCAGUGAUAAAUAUAUGUUCAAGCAUUGAAUCGAUUAGCGAAAAUCAAAAUGAAAGUUCAAUAAAGAAAAAAAAUAAAAGCAGUUUCGUUCCCAAAACGAGAAAAAGUACAAGUCUUGACAAUUCCAAAGACGAGCAGUCCACAUCAAGCACUUUGGAUAGAGUUAGAGCUGCAUCAGGAAAGUUACAGCCAGUACAAAAUGAGAAACCAAAACAUAUGCCUCCACCGGCUAGCUCUGUCCCAUUUCAACCUCCUUUAGGUGAUACACCCUUUUGUCCCUCAUCUGAAAACAGUGUACCAACAUCGAAAGACAAAUUUGAAUUAGACAAUGUAGAUUGGGACGAUGAUAUACAAGAUUUCAAUGAUGCUGUAGACAUACCAGUAGACGAAGCAGGUUGGCCAAUAUACAGACCCGAAGACUUUGAAAUGCAAGACGAAAGAGUAGAUGAGAGUGAUACCAAUCAAAGACAUGAAGGCGAUCGUUUCGACAAUGAAAACUAUCCUCAUUCGGUGGUUUUGAGGGAAACUAUCAAAGAGACUUUUGGAUUAAGUGAAUUCAGACCAAGUCAACUCAGGAUUAUCAACGCCACUCUCCUAAGAUACGACUGCUUCGUCAUCAUGCCAACGGGCGCCGGUAAAUCCCUAUGCUACCAGCUGCCGGCCGUGCUCACUCCCGGCGUGACCAUCGUCGUAUCGCCUCUGAUAUCGCUAAUAUUAGACCAAGUCAACAAACUGCUAACACUAGAUAUUGCAGCAGCACAUUUAUCGGGGGACUUAACAAACGUUCAAAUGAAUGAAGUUUUCCUGAAGUUAACCAUGGCAGAGCCAGCGAUCAAAUUGUUAUAUGUUACUCCUGAGAAGUUAAGCAACUCUAACAGAUUGCAAGACACUUUGGCAUCACUUUAUCAGCGCGGUAAGAUCGGCAGGUUCGUGGUGGACGAGGCGCAUUGCGUGUCGCAGUGGGGCCACGACUUCCGGCCGGACUACAAGCGGCUGAGCGCACUGCGAGAGAACUACCGCGACGUGCCGCUGAUGGCGCUCACGGCCACCGCGCCGCCGCGCGUUCGCAAUGACAUCGUGCGCCAGCUGGGGAUGGAAAGAUGCGAGUGGUUUUUAACCAGCUUCAACCGGCCGAACCUAUUUUAUAUGAUUUUGGAAAAGAAAUCUAAAAGUGUCAACCAGGACGUUGUAAACGUCAUACGCACUAAAUAUGCAGGAAAAUCGGGCAUUGUGUAUUGUCUGUCACGUAAGGAGUGCGAGACGAUGGCGGAUGACUUGCGAAGGGCAGGAGUGAAGGCGGCCGCGUACCACGCCGGCCUCGUCGACAGUAAACGCAAGAAAGUGCAGUUGGGUUGGAUAGGCGAUGAGUACGCUGUGAUAUGUGCGACGAUAGCGUUCGGUAUGGGCAUAGACAAGGCGGAUGUCCGGUUUGUCAUACACCACAGCCUGCCCAAGUCGGUGGAGGGCUAUUACCAGGAGACGGGGCGCGCCGGCCGCGACGGCGCACGGGCGGACUGCCUUCUCUACUACAACUAUGGGGAUAUCAAGAGAUAUUACAAUUUGAUGGAUAAUGACCCCAACACAAGGAAUGGUUCAGAAGCCCGUACUGUUCACGAAGACAAUCUAUCGCAUAUGAAGUCUAUAUGUGAGAAUCCAACUGGGUGUCGAAGAGUUGAAGUUCUGGCAUAUUUGGGUGAAGAGUUCCAGAAGGAAAAGUGUGGAGAAGGUGGCGCUCCCUGUGACAAUUGUACCAAAACUACUGAAUAUCAAUCCAUAGAUGUAACAGAGGAAUGUGUGGGACUGGCCCGCUUCAUGAACAGCUUCCCGUCGCGCUACACUCUGCUACAUCUCGCGGCGGCUUUACGCGGCUCCAAUCAAAAACGCAUUUCCGCCUUACAGAACACGCCUAUACACGGACGGUGGAAGAAGUGGCCCGCCGCUGAUGUGACGAGACUCUUGAGAAAAAUGGUGGCCGAUAAGUACUUGCGCGAGUUCACUGCGCCAUCGUCCAACGACUUCGUCUACAUGUAUGUGACGAUUGGGCCCAAUUACGAGAAUUUAAUAUCAGGCAGAUGUCGUGUAAUGUUUGACAUGACGAAGAUUCAACCCAAAGAAAAUGUUCCCGCACCGAACAUUGCUACAAACAAGAUUGUGACGGACAUACAGAUCCAGAUCACCAAUAUUGAGGAUCGUUGCUACGCCGAUUUGAUUGAAGCUUGCAAGCAAAUGGCAUCAGAGCGGGGCGCGUCUGUGUCCGCGCUGUUCCCGCAGAUGGCGCUGCGCGCGAUGGCGACGCGGCUGCCCGAGGCGGAGGCGGACAUGCUCGCGCUGCCGCACGUCACGCGCGCCAACUACGACAAGUACGCGCACCGCCUGCUGCCAAUCACCGCCGCGUACGCCAUCGAGAAGCUGGGUGUACAAAUGAUGCAUCAAGACGAACUGGAGAAGCAAAAUGCAGAUGAGAGUGUAUUCGAAGACGAGCCCAGUACAAGUGGUAGUGCGGGCAGAGGCAGAGGCUAUAAGAGGUACUGGCGGGCGCCAUCGCGUUCUAAAAGCCGUGGUGCCUCUCGGGGUGUGGCGAAGAGUGCAACUAAAAAGUCAGCGCCGGUACGAAGCAAGAUGGUGGCGAGAGCGCGUGCCAGCGGCGUCGGCAGAGGCGUUUCUUUGGGAGCGAUGCCACUCCCCCGCACUACAAAGGCUCCACAUAACGUGAACAAGCUGUUU